This is a messenger RNA of Drosophila persimilis, 639 nucleotides long. RefSeq lists its product as uncharacterized. The record is from RefSeq and is a predicted model, not a curated record. NCBI's taxonomy places the organism in Eukaryota, Metazoa, Arthropoda, Insecta, Diptera, Drosophilidae. The transcript has a single exon. The coding region runs from base 1 to 639 and encodes 212 amino acids.
AUGCAUCAUCGGACACUUUUGACACUUUUUCCGGCUGCGCUGCUAUUUCUGGCCUGCGCCUGGGUCCGUGCCGGAGUCCAGGGAAACCAUCUGAAACGCUUCAGCCGAUCGCUCAUCUUUCCGCCGACCAGUCCGACGCGGGUUCAGUUUAUUGGCGGCAUUGGCAUACCCGUCGAGGGGCUGCACUUCGAGUCCGUGACCUCGGGAUACGUCCUCAAGGCCGAGUAUUUCCUGCCCACCAACUCCACGGAGAUCACGCGGGUCUACCUCAAGCCCCAGGCCAUAACGGGCCGAGGGGACGAGUCGAACUACGGCGCUCUCUACCGCUGGAUCGUGUACCGCGGCAUCGAGAUGGUCAUAGCGAACGCCGGCCUCCCGGGACGCGGCUGCCUCCUGCGUCUGAUCUGCGAGCACGCAGCCCUGCCGCUGAGCCACGAGAGCGGUCUGCUCGGGGAAGUGCUGGACAUCGUCCUCACGCCCUCGAGCUCCAGGGACGAGCCGACGGGCGCCGGCUCAGACCGCGACUACCACGCCUCGGAGCGGUUCGGCAGGCGAGGCGGCGACUGCGAGGCCUUCUAUGGGGGCGAGUGCCAAAAGACGCCCCUGGAUCUCAUCAGCCUGCUGCUGGAAGUCAAUUAA